Molecule: messenger RNA, 3768 nt
Organism: Orbicella faveolata
Lineage: Eukaryota; Metazoa; Cnidaria; Anthozoa; Scleractinia; Merulinidae
Product: glutamyl aminopeptidase-like
Biological process (GO): proteolysis; peptide catabolic process
Cellular component (GO): membrane; cytoplasm
Molecular function (GO): peptide binding; zinc ion binding; metalloaminopeptidase activity
Source: RefSeq, a predicted model, not a curated record
UGCAGGUGCUCCACAUUUUCAAUAACAAAGCUAGCGUGACAUGAAUAUCGGUGGCAAUUGUUUUGAGCACUUCGACAGCAGGUUAUGAACAGACAGUUCAUGAAAUAUCUAGAAUCUGAUUUUAGUGUCAUCAAAUAAUUAUCAAGCAACCUUUAUUCUACUACCAACUUCCUUCAAAGACAUAAAGUGAUGGCAGACUGUCACAGUGAAGCCGAGAUCCCUCUUAAACAGCUCGAGGUGGACGGCGAACCAAAGGUGCAGCCUUCGGGAAAACUGGCGGCAUUUCACGCGUUUCCUGGAUUGUUCUUGAACAAAACUAAGCUGAUAGUUCUUGCUGUUUUGCUCUUGAUUCUGCUAAUUAUAAUAAUUGUCCUGGCAGCAGUACUAGGUCACGAACGAGCGAAGGACAGGCGACAAAUAACACCUCCAAUUGAAAAAGGAGAAAAAGAAGAAGUUGGUCCGACAUCUUUUGGUCCUACUACACCCGGUCCAGAACCUUGGUGGAAAAUUCGCCUUCCCAGAGAUGUCAAACCAUACCACUAUGACCUCACUUUACACAUCGACUUAAACAAGCCUCAUUUUAAAGGAGCUGUGGCUACCUGGGUCGAUGUGUUGAGUCCCACGCCCUAUGUUCUACUUCAUGCUGUUGACAUGAAUAUUACCAAAGUUGAAGUCCGGAAAGUUUCAGGAGGAGUCCUGGAGAUCAAGCGAUACUUCAUGUUCGAAAAGAACCAAUUUUUUGUCAUAGAAAUGGAGUCGCCACUGGAAAAGGAUCAAUAUGUCACAACACUGGAAUUUUCAGGAGCAUAUGUAGAUGAUAUGAGAGGAAUGUACAAAGCGUCCUUCAAAUACAAGAAUGGCACAGAAUCACUUUUCUCGGCAACUCAAUUUGAGCCGCUGAGGGCGCGCAAGGCAUUUCCAUGUUUCGAUGAGCCUGCGAUGAAAGCCACCUUUAAUGUGACUCUCGUUCACGAUCCGGGUCUAAUUGCAUUGUCCAACAUGCCAAUCUACCAGAGUGAAGUAAAGGAUGGCUGGAAAUACGACCGCUUUAACAAAACUGUCAAGAUGUCAACAUAUCUAGCAGCGUUUGCUGUGGGUGACUUCAAGUAUAAACAGACAAAGACGGACAAUGGAAUUCAGAUCAGGAUUUACUCUCGAGAGGAAGCUCUUGAUCAGGUGGACUACGCUUUACUAGUGUCAAAUGAGACCAUGACGUAUUUUGAAGAAUUCUUUGGUGUUACCUACCCGUUACCAAAGUCAGAUGGGAUUGCUUUGCCAGCAUUUGGACCUUCAGGUAUGGAAAACUGGGGUCUCAUCAAAUAUCGCGAAACAAAAUUGUUGUUGAAGGAAGGAGAAACGUCGUCAUCGUCCAAAGAAGGCAUCGCAAAACUAGUCGCACACGAAGUAGGGCAUCAGUGGUUCGGUAACAUCGUCACCAUGGAAUGGUGGACUGAUCUUUGGCUAAAUGAGGGUUUUGCAAGUUACGUCAGCGCUAUUGGGAUAGACCAUAUUCAUCCUGACUGGAAAAUUAUCGACCAGUUUAUCGCUCGAGCAGUGCAAGACUCUUUGGAACUUGAUGGAUUAGCAAACUCUCAUGCCGUCAGGAUUCCUGUUGAGGAUCCUAAAAGAAUCGGAGAGAUAUUUGACGCCAUUUCAUACAAAAAGGGUGCGUCAAUUCUAUUGAUGCUUCAUUAUGUUUUGGGGAACUCCAUAUUCCGCGACGGACUAAAGAGAUAUCUCACCAAACAUGCCUACGGUAAUGCUGAAACAAAUGAUCUUUGGGAUGCAAUGACGGAGGCUAGUACAGCUGCUGGAAAACGAACAAACGUGCGAGACAUAAUGAACACAUUCACACUGCAGAUGGGAUACCCUGUAGUUACCAUAGCAGCGUCCGGUAAACCAAAUACAUAUGAAGCAACUCAAGAUCGCUUUUUGUAUUACAAAGAUCCAAGUGCAAACUAUUCAACCUCCCCAUAUGAUUACAAGUGGGUGAUUCCAUUUACCUAUUACAAGGGAGAUAAGAAGUCCGCCAUUCCUCCAAGCGAGACUAUACCCCUGAUAAUAGACGAUAAAUCAGGUCAAUUAAACUGGGAUGGAAAUGGAUGGAUUAAAGGAAACGUGGGACAGACUGGGUUCUACCGAGUUAAUUAUGAGGAGAAGAACUGGGACGCCUUGGUCGAGCAGCUGCAGUAUUACCACAAGGUUUUCAACGCCACAGACCGCGCUGGGCUCAUAGAUGACUCCUUCAACUUAGCAAGAGCCAACCUACUGAAUCACACGAAACCGCUGAGUAUAUCAAGUUAUCUGACCAAAGAAGAAGACUAUGUUCCCAUGUUAUCGGCAAUGAGGAAAUUUUCAAAAAUACUGGAAAUUCUGCCUUCCACAAGACCAACUUACAAAUAUGUACAGAGAUACGUGGCAUAUUUAACAAAACCUCAGUACGACAAACUUGGGUUGAAAGACCAAGGAACCCUUUUGGAAAAAUUUCAAAGAACUCUUUUAAUUGACGCUAAUUGUGCGGCUGGUGUUCAGUCAUGUCUGGGAAAUAUGACACAAAUGUUUCGACAGUGGAUGGAAGAAAAUAAGUCAGUACCACCAGAUCUAAAGUCUUCGGUUUAUCAUUUUGGAAUAGUAACAGGUGGUGAGAAGGAGUGGGACUUUGCCUACAAUCAAUUUAAGAGUACUGAUGUCGUAUCAGAUAAGCUUAUACUUCUCCAAGCUAUGGCAGGGUCUCAGGAACCGUGGAUCAUAGAAAGGUACUUGGAAUACGCCUUGGAUCCUUCAAAAAUCGGGCCUAGCUACCUUUCUUAUGUCAUGCAUUACAUUACUGACACUAAUGAGCUCGGAGCAAACGUGGCGUGGAAUUUCUUUCAGUUAAAAUGGGAAAAGAUAUCAAAAGUAUAUGGUGGUCCUUACAACGCUUUACGUCGCCUUAUUUCUUAUGUAUCCAGAAGAUUCUCUACAGAAUUUGAGCUACAACAGCUCCUUAAUUUUGUGAACAGCGUGAAUAAAGAUGGACCCACGCCAUGGAGUGUUAGCCUCUCAAUUGAAUCAGUCAAAAUAAACAUACAAUGGAGGAAAACCAACGAAAAAGACGUGGAAAAUUGGUUGAGGAAUUUCUUUUCUAAGGCGGGGAAAAAUACUGACGAUGGAUUUAGUGAGCCAGCAUAGUAACCGAAGGACGGGAAGGACUGGGCACUUUUUUUGUAGUAUGAAUAUAAAAAUUACCACGCCACAUUUGUUCCUAUCAGCUUGUGUAAAUUCUACACGCUUUGUAAGAGUUGUUACGCUAACAAAUAAGUGUAAUGUUCUCUAAAUUUAUUCUUCUUUCUUUUAGUAUACAAUAUGGACGCAUCACAAAUUGCGGGUCGUCGACAAAAUGGUCGAGUUCAAUUUCAGACUUGAACUGAAUUGAAUUGGAGACUAUGAUUUAACCAUGACAAAACUAACAGGAUCGAGGAAUUUAAGAAAUAACAGUACAGGGUUAAGCCAUGCGUCAUAUAGGAUUGCCAGGAUUACAUUGUGUUGGUUAAAUCUAAAACCUCCUUUAUGUAUGACUUAAUAAAUUUGCCCUUUCCGAUACUUGUAGGCCGAACUAUCUAUCGUUUUAGUUGUGUAGGUAUAGAUGCUUUCAUCCACAACAUUUGUUGAAAAGUUGUGUUGUCUUCAGAUCAAAAUGAUACUGGGGAUAAGUAGGAAUUUGCUUAGAGCACUGACGUCAUAGCUGACUGUUAUUGGAAUAAAAUUUACAGUGUACUUUUAAAAUAA